AUCCUCCCCUCCUCUCAUCGCCCUUCAGCACCCACCGUUCUUCCUUCCAAUCCCAAGAUGGCGGAAUCGGAAACGAAAAGCAAGCUGCCGGUACAAGUCUCCAAACCGACGCCCUACACCUUCGACCUCGGGCUCCUCUGUGCCUCCGAUCCAAACCCCCUUCAAUUAUCGUCGAAGGAAAGAUUAGAGGAGGAGCUAGCGGCGACCGCGAGGGAUGGCGCACAAGCACUGCUCAACCAGCUGCUGAGUACGUGUCCGAUCACCAGUACGCCGGCAGGUGUAUUACUCUCGCUGCCGGGAAUCUCGACUCCGCUGCCGCGGGAGAAGCCACUACCGCCCCCGAAAGCCCAAACAACCUGGCAAAAAUUCGCGGCCAAGAAGGGCAUCAAGAGUAAGACGAAGGAGGAGCGGAAGAAGAUGGUUUACGAUGAGGCGAGCGGGGAGUGGGUGCCGAAAUGGGGAUACAAGGGCGCGAACAAAGCCGGCGAGGAUGAUUGGAUUGUCGAGGUUGAUCCCAAGAAGGAGGCGGAGAGGAAGGAGGGGACUGAGCGGCAGGGUGAUGGGCGGAGGGAGCGGAAGGAGAAGGUUAGGAGGAAUGAGAGGGCGAUGAGGGCUAAUGAGCGGAAGGGUCGGAAGAAUGGGCAGAGGUGA
Messenger RNA from Hyaloscypha bicolor E, 651 nucleotides. Its product is annotated as ribosomal biogenesis regulatory protein. The transcript is spliced from 2 exons. Gene Ontology annotation, biological process: ribosomal large subunit biogenesis; ribosome biogenesis; endonucleolytic cleavage in ITS1 to separate SSU-rRNA from 5.8S rRNA and LSU-rRNA from tricistronic rRNA transcript (SSU-rRNA, 5.8S rRNA, LSU-rRNA). NCBI's taxonomy places the organism in Eukaryota, Fungi, Ascomycota, Leotiomycetes, Helotiales, Hyaloscyphaceae. The coding region runs from base 58 to 651 and encodes 197 amino acids. Gene Ontology annotation, cellular component: preribosome, large subunit precursor; nucleolus; nucleus. Gene Ontology annotation, molecular function: protein binding. The record is from RefSeq and is a predicted model, not a curated record.